AUGGAACUUGAAAGCUUCAAUCCUCACACUUUGGAGUGGAGAAUUGGAGAUGGUGAAGCGCGAGAGAAAGAGAGACAUGGUCAUGUCCACAGCCCAGGGCAAGAACUAGGAAGGAAUACCCAAGUUGUGAAAUGGGAAUUAUCUAAGUUUGUGUUUAAGAAUCUUACAUCACGUUUCGAGUCCGCUAGAAUGAUUCGGGACGGGUUGGGUCACAAGGUUUUAAUUGAAAAUCAGAUGGCUAUAAAGAUUAAAGUUUUAAGAAUUGAUAAAUGCAAGUUACUGACUGGGUUCAUCCUGGUUCAUGAGAUGAUGCAUGAGUGGCUGCAACUUAAAGGUACUCUUUCUUUGUACUAUAAAGUUGUCUGCUAUGCUUUAGAAGUUUAUUACAAAAUUAGCAACUGUGUCGACCCUAAUCUAAGUCCAGAAGUUGAAGAAAGUAUCUGCCAAGUGUUAGCUCAUAUGUGGUUGGAUUCCAAAAUUAUAGCUGGUUCUCGUAGUAAUGUUGCUUCGACUUCAUCCUCUUCGUCUUCCUCCUCAUCUAGUUCUUCUAGAGGGAAAAAGGUCUGA
Olea europaea var. sylvestris is the source of this 567-nucleotide messenger RNA. RefSeq names its product protein DA1-related 1-like. The record is from RefSeq and is a predicted model, not a curated record. NCBI's taxonomy places the organism in Eukaryota, Viridiplantae, Streptophyta, Magnoliopsida, Lamiales, Oleaceae. The transcript has 6 exons. Gene Ontology annotation, molecular function: ubiquitin binding. The coding region runs from base 1 to 567 and encodes 188 amino acids.